AUGAGCCAAAUGCAAAUGCAACAGCAACGCCAUCGGCGAGGACGACAUCAUCAUCGUCCUCAGUCCGCCGAGUGCGAGUGUUUACGUCCUGUGAUAAGGGUUUUUGGUCUGCUGACUUCAUUCGUUAUUUGCGGCGUCGGCGUUGAUGUCUACAUGCAUGGCUAUAGGGCUGGCCUAUACAUAGUUUUUUCAGCCGUGCUGGUAAUGUUUAUUGAGAUCAAAUGGCUGGUGACAAUUUUCCUGCAGCUGCAGUGCUCGGAAAAUAAUUACCAGCGGACAUCCUGCAACUGCUUGGCCUGCUGGCGUCUGUCAGCAAUUUGCGGUGGGUGGCGACCCACGCCCGUUUAUGCGGUCAUCGGCGUGUGCCUGAUCCUGUACCCACACAAUCUGUGGCUCAGCUAUGUGGCCGGGAUGUUCCUGAUACUCCUUGGCCUGCUGAGACUCUGCACGCUGCUCCGGUUCAGCCCCUCGAAGGACGAAGGCCUCCUGCCGCAGUGCGACUUUGAAAAGGUCUCGAGCUUUGUGGAUAACAUGGAGGAUGAUUUCGCGGAGGUUAGUGCCUCUCAAGCGGCCUUGGAUGACGAGGAGGCGGAGGAGGAGGUCGAUGACAAUCAUCCUGUCAUAGACGAUGAUGUUUGCUAA
This is a messenger RNA of Drosophila serrata, 642 nucleotides long. RefSeq lists its product as uncharacterized. Lineage: Eukaryota; Metazoa; Arthropoda; Insecta; Diptera; Drosophilidae. The record is from RefSeq and is a predicted model, not a curated record.